Molecule: messenger RNA, 453 nt
Organism: Symbiodinium natans
Lineage: Eukaryota; Dinophyceae; Suessiales; Symbiodiniaceae
Source: the annotation of a GenBank genome assembly
AUGGAAGACGAGAUUGCGGACCUUGUUGACGAGUUCGAGCGGUCGCAGGGCCUUCGAGGCAGCCCGUCCAUCAACGAGCCCGAUGCCACUGAAAAGGAACCCAAGCGGGAGCUGUCGGCUGAACAGACCAAGGCCUUACUGUCGGAACUGAGCCACCAGCAACGCGAGGAGCUCUGUCACGUGCUCAAGGCGCAGCAGGAUGGCGAGAAGGACAUCAGGCUCUCGCCCGACCUGGCGCGCAUCCUCCAGAGGUUCCAGCGGCGCGCCGGCCUGGGGCCAAACGGCCACUUGCACAGCGGAGAGGAGACGUGGCCGAUGUACCUGGGCAUCGUACUGUUCAUCGUGAUUGCGGUUGUCUUCAUCUACAUCUACAUCCAGGAGCAAGCUGCCAACGAGGAGGAGGAGCGAUUUCAUGAGGAGGACGCCUUCUGGCUCUACCGCGAGUUCGGGUAG